This is a messenger RNA of Dreissena polymorpha, 1686 nucleotides long. RefSeq lists its product as uncharacterized. The transcript has 7 exons. The coding region runs from base 1 to 876 and encodes 291 amino acids. The record is from RefSeq and is a predicted model, not a curated record. Gene Ontology annotation, cellular component: nucleus. Lineage: Eukaryota; Metazoa; Mollusca; Bivalvia; Myida; Dreissenidae.
AUGGCGGAGGAAGCAAAACGCACUAAGUCAAAAAUGUUCACUUCUAGAGAAGUUGAUAUAAUUGUCGACUUCAUGAAGGAAAAUGCUAGCACCAUGCGAAGUAGCCACGCUUCCGCUGGUCCGGGGGCCGCCCAAAAGGUCAACCAGAUGUGGUUGUCGUUAGUAAACAGUGUAAAUGCCUGCGGCAGCGGUCCUCGGACCUUAAAACAAGUAAAGGAAAAGUGGCGAAAUAUAAUGAAACACGCUAAGACAGACAUAUGCUUGCGAAAGAUAGACAGAUCAGCGACAGGUGGUGGCCCGCCUCUACCGAAGAUGAGCCAGACCUCGCAGGCCGUGGCUGGACUUUUCGACCACAGCUCUUCCUUCCAUGGCAUCUGCGAGGAUGCAGAUACGGCCAUCUCCGGAGACGACCCUCAGACCAUAUGGGAGAUGUCAUACGAUGUACUCGCUGAUUUGCCCAGCCCAUUAAGGAAACUUCCAUUGCCCUUGGGGAUCGAGGAUGUGGGCUGCGAUAGUCCGAUGGCGAUGGAGUCCAGCUUCUGUGCAACGGAGACAACCCCGGGUCCAUCGGCAAAGACUGUAUCUUCAGCGCUCGUCUCCGUUGCUGCUUUGUUUGCCGAAUGUCCAGGCGAGACAACGGGAAAAAUUGCGUCAGCUAGUUCCGCAGACCAAACCAGCAAGAUGCAGGCAAAAUGUGGUACAUCAGCAGGUACAGAUACAGAUUGCAAAAGUAACAAGAAAGAGCCUCAGACUAAGUCACUGAAAGAGCUGCAGAUGCUGUUCUAUGCCAAACAAAACAGCUUGGCAGACAAGCAGGAACAUUUCUAUGAACGAAUGACAGUACUUACUGAUAUACUCAUACAAAAAUUCCAAUAAUGACCUGAAACAUAUCUCCCUGGGCAACCUCUUCUACGGGUUCUGGAUCCACUGCUGGUUCUCCCCACAUCAACCGUAGAUUAUGGAGCACAGCACAGGCAAUAAUGAUGCGGGUGACCUUGGCAGGCUUCAUUCUUAUCUGUCAUACAAGAAUAAAAAGAAAUUGUAGGAAAAACAUUGAAUUAGCAUUUUUUUUUUCUUUUGGGCUGUGAGUACUCUAUUUAAAAUUCAGCAAUAACUGUACUUAGAAACUAAAUUAUAAAUUAGAUAUGUAUCACAACUUUAAUUUGAAAUACAUAUUAAUUUCUUUUUGCUACUUAGGAAACCCUAAUGAGAUAAGCAGCAAAAGACAAAUAAACGCCUUUUAAGACAUCAUUACUUCUUUGAUACCAACAUCUUCAUGUUUACUGUCUAUAAAUUAUUUUAAGAAAUUGUUUAUGUUUUGGUCAUUUUCUCAAUAAAUGAGAGGGUAGGGUAAUAAGUUAAUAACUGACAUAUUUCAUACAAUGUGUUUGACAUGAUAUAAGAUCUAAUUGAAUGUUUGCAUAUUCCAUAUCUGGUGCAGAUGUAUACUCCGAAGUGACACCUGUCUGUUAACUAAAACUCACGUAAGAAUGUUAUUGAUUGGUUAUUUCAAUAAAGUGAAUGGACUUGUAUUACUUUUACAAAGUUUCAUCUUGACUUCUGUUAUUAGAAAAAUCUUUUAUUUCUAGAACUUAUUAUUGUGAUUAAUAUAAGAAAAAUCCUUGAUUAUUAGAGCUUAUUGCUGUGAUUUAUAAUUAUUUGAAUUAAAGUUGUUAUAAUGUCUGA